GAGACACCUGAUUUACCUUUGUCUUCAUAAAAAGAUUCUGUUCUUUAGCAAUUUCUUCAAGAAACCAAACAUUCCAGACGUAUUGGCGAGAAUCCUGCAACAUAGAAAUGAGCAGAAAAAGAAGGAAAAACAAGAGCAAAAGAAGUUCUGACAGCGAUGACUGUGAACAGCCACUAUAUGUUUGUAGAUGCCAGAAAGUGUUUACUAAACGAAACAAUGCAGAAUCAAAAGAAAGCCCAAAGCCUGUUUUCAAAAAGUGGAGUUCUGAGACAGAUCAAGGAACGGAUGGUGAAAUAAAUUCAUGUAAAGACUCAACUGGAAUUCAGACAGAAUUACUAACAUGUGAAGAAGGUGAUCAAGAAGAGGUGUGUAGGGUUGAAGAUGAAACCGAGGGUGGGAAAUCAGCUUCAGCAGUAAACAUGACACAAAAUGUAGAUGUAACCGAUAAUUCCACUUUGCCCACGGGAGAGAAAUCUGAACUGCCUCAGAAUCUUGAUGAAAGUGUUGAAGAAAUUGCUACACAGGUGAAAGCUAACUGCAUACAUAUGAACUUUACAAUAAAAAACAGACAGUGUCCAAGAAGCCGGACCCAGAUUCUAAUAACAAACAAAAAAACUCUAACAAAAAGUCGUAGUUACCACGACAGGCAGCAUCAACAAAGUCAGCAAAGUGGGGAUUGUAGGUGGGAUUUUGCUGGCUAUAGACCUGGCAAGGAUAAAAUCCGUUCAAUGACUAAAAAGAAGAGGUCUGAAAGACCACUGGUCAAAUUGGAGAUUAUAGGAGAAGGAAUUGAAGUAAAAUGUAAAACCAUUAACAAUAAUUUGAUAUUUCACAUAGAAGCUGGUAAAGUUCACAAUCAGAAAGAUGAUUUUCAAGUCGACUGUGCACAAAAUACAACUGACUAUGUAUCUCGAGAAGGAUCAUGCAACUCUUACCCUGUAUCUGACUUUAGUGUGCAUGAAAGGAACAAACAAUUUGCAAGAUCUGUAUCUCCAGAGUGGUAUUUAGAUGUACCUCCCCCUGAAGAGUUUGCAGAUGAAAAAGAAAAAUGUAUCGAUCCAACUCCAGUUGAUGAGGCCUUACUUUUUGAAGAUUCUGUGAAAGAGUCAUAUUCAUUGCCAUCUAUAUCACCUUGUUGGUGGGAGUUAGAGAAUCACGAUCAAGCAAAUGAUGAAUAUUGCAUACCUGAAACUACAGCUGAAGUUGAUGAGGGCCUUUGUUUACAGUAUAUGAAAAAAUGUGCCGAAUGUUCUCAGAGAACAAGUCAGUCAGAUAAAGCCAAGAUAAAUACAUUUCCAUUUAUUUCCAAACAAGAACUAAAGCUAGGUGCAUCUAGAUUCUGCCACAAGAGCAAAAGUGAUUGUUGUUUUGAUGCCAAAGUCCUACGAAGAAGAACUGUGCCAGAAAUGUUCUAUGAUCCAUAUAGAGCCUACAAUCAUUUUAGAGAAUCUUUUUUUGACACAGAAGACCAUCCAUUUAUGUCUACAGUAUGCCCAGAGUUAUUUGGUCCUUCAAAUGCUAACUUGGACAGGAGGCAUAGAUAUUUUCCUACAGUUGAACUGGAAAGAUCAUUAAGCUCUUCACCAUUUUCAAGCACUGUUGGAAUUCCAAAUGACCACCUGUUUUCUAAAUCAGAUUAUAUGAAAACUGGUUUACAAUCUGUAGAAACUGAUACUUUUAUUGAUGAUGUUCCUUCUACAGAAAAUCACCCUGAUGGUAAUAUACUUACUGAGGACAUAAAAUCAGAUACAUGCUCUCCAUAUCCCCUAUAUUUAGACACUGUUGAUAAAACAGUUGACGAGGAUGAGGACUUUGAGGAUUUAAUGCAACAUACUUUCGAACAGAUUGAUUUUGCAGAGAGUGGCUUUGAUGAAGAAAUUCUGGAUAGUGACAAUCAUACAGACUAUCCUGAAUCACUAAAUAAAGGGUUUUUGAUUCAAGUUACACCACCAUCUCGAAGUACUUCGAAGGAACAUGUUUUUGAGAAAAGUAACCAUAACGAAACACCUUCUGAGCCUUUACAUAACAUAGAACUCAAAAAAGACGUAUGUCAAUCAGGUUCCACAGACUCUGAUAUACCCACCAGAAAACGAAAAGGCUCAGUUGUUACAGUUGUAACAGGUGACCUUGAGCAAAGGCUAUUAAUUCAAGGUGAUAGUCAAGCUCUUAGUGAAGCUAUUGCUUCUAGAGCACAAAGAGAGCUCCUAAAAGAUUCUAAGCAAUCCUGCAUUAUACUUCGAGACUCUGUGCUUACACCAGUACCAGAUGUAGAAGAACAAGAGCUAGAUUUAAAACUGAACAGUUCUUUUGAAGAUCAGAACCCAUACACAUUCAAGCAUAUUUCUUCCCAAACAUCUGAAACAUUUGAUCCAUUUUUAUCAAUAGAAAAGCAAUGUAAUGAGGCAGAUGUUGCAAGUAUAAGAGCAAAUGAAGGCAUAUGUUCUGAACGGGAAGAAAGCAAUGACAUGUCUGACAAUUUUCAACAAGAUACAUCUCCACGAAAUAGCUCUGACAGUGCAAUGCCAGGAACUUCUUUUGAAUCAAUGACAUACCAGAAUUCACGUUUGGUCAAAUCAGAUUCUGAAGAAUAUAGUCGAAAGAAUUCGGAGUCUAAAGAUAUAGCCCAAGAAAAACCAGGAAGUCCUAGGAAGAAGACUUGUAAGACAGAUAAAAGAUCAGAAAUAGCCAGCAAACAUUUAAAACUGCCCAUGGAUACAGUUCUGAAAGAAACAAGAGACAGUGGGAGUAUGCAGGAGGAAACGUCAGAUCGCUGGGCAAAGAAAAGAAAGCAAUUUAAAGAAACCAAAAAUUACAAUUCUGCUGGAGGUAGCUCAUUGACUAGUAUUCUCACUGAGGAAUCCGGAAACUCUGAAGAAUCUCGUUCUGCAGAGACUGGAGUUCGAGCUGAAAACAAGGAUAAAGGUUUAUAUACCGAGAGCUUUCACUCGGCUGCGUGGAUUUUCAGAGGUGAUGACGCUGGUUCGGAAAAUAGUCCAAGAUGUCUCAGUAAAAGGUCUAGAUCAGUUGCAAUUCGUGAACGGACAGUGAGAAUUACAAAGGGUACAGGAGACUACCCUUGGGGCUUCCGUAUCCAGUUUUCGAAACCUAUUCUUGUUACUGAAGUGGAUACAAAUGGACCUGCUGAAGAAGCCGGCCUUCAGGUUGGAGAUAUAGUAAUGGCUGUUAAUGGAACGGAUGUCACUAGCAUCCCCCACUCGGAAGCAGCGACUCUCGCAAGACAAGAGAAAAGUUGCAGUUACAGAACAGUAAUGGCUGUGGUUACAAAACGUGUUUCCCCCUUGUAUGGUCCAAAAAUAGGAAACAUACAUCAGUUCUUUACAUUCGACAUUAAUCAUGGUCCGGAUCUGUUAACACUGGUCGUUGGAACAGAUAUCAGCCGGAUUCCCAACACCCCCAGACCAACUUGUCGUGGAUACCUUCAUAAGCGUACCCAUUCAGGAUUAUUCAAAGGAUGGAGAAAGAGGUGGUUCGUCCUGAAACAUGAUGGUACUCUACAAUACUAUAAGCAUAAAAACGAUGAAGGCAAAAGCCGGCCACUUGAAAUUACAAACUUAGAAGGUUCUGAGAUUGGUGUUGACACUACUUUGGGGAAGCCCUUUGUGUUUAGAUGUGCUCCUCUGUCUGCAAACCGCAUUUACUACUUUUGUGCAACAUCUAACCAAGAGAUGAAAAGAUGGCUGGAUGCAAUGGAUAAAGCCAUACAUCCUCUCAGCCAGAACCAUGUAUGGGUCGAUGUCACCAUGCACAACUUCAGCCUUCCUCCUCUUGCUAUUAAAAAUCCUGAAUGCUUGGGACUUCUUCAUCAACUGGACAAGAACAAAGAUGUUUGGGUUCAACAUUACUGUAUCCUGAAGGAUGGAUGUCUAUAUUUUUAUUCUAGUAUUCGCUCAACCAAUGCUCUAGGUGGCAUUUACCUCCAAGGGUAUACCGUAUUUGAACAAUCUGUGAACUCAAAACGAUGUAUCAUAGAGCUCCGGCCUCCAUCUGAAGAAUUUAAAACCUUUUACCUGAGCGCAGGAAAUGCAGCGGAAAAUAAGCGCUGGAUAACAUCAUUGAAGAUCUCAAUAAACAAAUGGCUACCCCUUCAUCAAGCAAUCCAGGAUUUCAUGAGUCGACCGCUGGAGGAAACCAGAAUGUAAUUAAGAUGCCGAAAUUGGAGAUUUCUGAUAAAGAUGAAGAGGAAUAAUUUAACACAAAAUGUAAAAAAAACAAAACAAAAACAAGUUAAAAUAUCAAAUAAAAAUAUAAAACAAUUUGAGUGCCAGAAUUUGAGCUAGUUUGGAUGUUUGUACAAUAAGUUGUAAACAUACAUGGUACUCCAUGAGUUGUAUAAACUAAACUGUGAUUUUUUGAUGGUGACAUCAAAGUUGAAAAAUUAAGUCCAAAGCAACAGAUUUGUUGAAAAAAAACAAAAAACAGAAAAAUAAAUACAAUGAAUUUUCGUCAAAAUUAUUUUUUUUCCCGUAACACUGUGUUUGUUGUUUUUAAAUGUAUCACUUUCCGACUUGCCUAUGUUCACCAUGUCCCACUGUUUAGUGAAUAAAUCAGGUUGCAUUAAGAUUAUGCAGAACAUAGAUGCAAAGCGUGUACAUAUCCUAAAUACGCAACAUUUUGUUAAGUGUCCUUUGGCUAAAACCAAAGUAUAGGAUUGUUAUGCUCUCACUUACUGUUGAAACAUUUGUAUAUAUUUCAUGAAUGCAUUGUGCGUUAUUGAGAAUCAAGUACUAAGUACUAAUGGAACAUUUCAUGUAAUGUAAUACGGACAAUAAAACAAAAAUAAAAAAUUGGAAAUUGAA
Pelobates fuscus (common spadefoot toad) is the source of this 4817-nucleotide messenger RNA. RefSeq lists its product as uncharacterized. The record is from RefSeq and is a predicted model, not a curated record. Gene Ontology annotation, molecular function: protein binding. The transcript has 14 exons. NCBI's taxonomy places the organism in Eukaryota, Metazoa, Chordata, Amphibia, Anura, Pelobatidae. The coding region runs from base 108 to 4160 and encodes 1350 amino acids.